Molecule: messenger RNA, 1357 nt
Organism: Carassius carassius (crucian carp)
Lineage: Eukaryota; Metazoa; Chordata; Actinopteri; Cypriniformes; Cyprinidae
Gene: rad51d
Product: RAD51 paralog D
Biological process (GO): double-strand break repair via homologous recombination; reciprocal meiotic recombination; DNA strand invasion
Cellular component (GO): centrosome; Rad51B-Rad51C-Rad51D-XRCC2 complex; replication fork
Molecular function (GO): single-stranded DNA binding; ATP binding; ATP-dependent DNA damage sensor activity
Source: RefSeq, a predicted model, not a curated record
GCUGACUGGUGUUGAAAUGUGGCGGGCAGCAAUAUGAAGUCAUGAAGAUGUCUCAUAAUAUGUAAAGACACCCAGAAGAACCCUGAUGUGAAGGACAUAUUUCAUUGCUGUCGAUUGUGUUCUUAAACUCUGUCUAGGGAGUCAUGGUGAUCUUGAGAGAAGGGAUCUGCCCUGGAAUAAACGAGGAAUUCAUUAAGGCCUUACAUUCAGAGGAUAUCAAAACAGUUGAAGACUUUGUCUCAUGUAACCCAGAAGAACUUGCACAAAAGUGUUCAUUGUCUUACAAGGCUCUAGUAGCUGUUCGACGUGUGCUCUUGGCUCAAUACACAGCUUUUCCCGUCUCUGGAGCUGAUCUCUAUGAGGAACUCUUGAGCGCCACAGCAAUCUUGUCCACUGGCAAUCCCAGUUUGGAUAAGCUGUUGGAUUCUGGGCUCUACACGGGGGAAAUAACUGAGCUGACAGGUAGUCCAGGGAGCGGGAAAACACAGGUGUGUUUUAGUGUUGCAGUAAAUAUAUCCCACCAGCUGAAGCAGACAGUGUUUUACAUCGACACAAAGAGUGGUAUGUGUGCGAACCGACUGCUUCAGAUGCUACAAACCAAGACCCCCAAUAUGGAGGAGCAGAUGGAGGCACUUCAGAAAAUCAAGGUGUUCAGAGUAUUCGAUGUCUUCUCUUUACUCGCAUGUCUUCAAAAUUUGAGAUCAAAUGAUCUUCAGAAGGCGUCUAUCGGAGGUGGUUCAAUCAAAGCGCUGAUGGUGGAUUCAGUCUCUGCUGUGCUCUCAUCCAUGCUCGGAGGGAAACAGAAUGAGGGUAUGUCUUUGCUGAUGCAAGUUGCUGGGGAGCUGAAGAUGAUCGCCAAAGACUUCAACAUUGCUGUGCUGGUGACAAACCAUGUGACCAGAGAUGGGAAUGGGCAUUUGAAGGCUGGACUGGGACAGUCAUGGAGUCAUGUGCCACGCACACGUGUGCUCCUGCAGAGAUUGGAGGAUGCAGAGACUUCAUCCUUACGAACCGCAACUCUGACCAAAUCAUCACGACAGGCUUGUCAUCUGGUAGAGGAGUUUGAUCUUUGUCAUGAAGAGAAGAGAACCUCCAUUUCAGGCAAGAGGAAACUAGAGGAAAGAAGUAAACCUUGAAAAAAUCCACUGUUUUCAGUGACAACACAAAUGGCUGGUGUUAUUUGAUUUCAAACAGACUAUAUAGGAGGUCUAUUUAGAGUCAGUGUAAAUAUGUAUAAUAUUUCUACAAACAGUUUCUGUUGUGGUCUUUGACAAGUGUUAAGACAUUUUAUUUCUUUGAAUUGUUUUUUAUAUGUACUGUUUAAUCAAGUAAAAAUGACCUUGCAUUAUUUUUUUGC